Molecule: messenger RNA, 1410 nt
Organism: Venustampulla echinocandica
Lineage: Eukaryota; Fungi; Ascomycota; Leotiomycetes; Helotiales; Pleuroascaceae
Product: FAD protein
Exons: 2
Coding region: 1-1410 (469 amino acids)
Cellular component (GO): cytoplasm
Molecular function (GO): oxidoreductase activity
Source: RefSeq, a predicted model, not a curated record
AUGGAUAUCCGCGCCCGCCUUCCCGUCUCCCUCCCUCACCCAAAUCACACCACCAGCUACUGGCAAUCCCCACUCGAUGGCUCUCUCGCCGAUUUCCUCAGCGCCGAAACUGUCCCAGGUGACAUAGUAGAUACAGUGGUUAUAGGAAGUGGGAUUACAGGCGCAGGGGUAGCGUGGAAUUUGCUCCAGCAAGAGAAGAAGAGGGAAGGGGGCGUUGUUAUGCUUGAAGCACGCCAGACUUGUUCUAGUGCUACGGGUCGAAAUGGCGGCCACACAAAAGCAGCAUCAUACCGCACCUUUCCCUCGCACGCGCAAACUCUCGGUCUUCCCUUGGCGGUCAAAAUCGCCCGCUUUGAGUAUGCCAAUAUCCAGGCCCUCCAUACCUUCGCCGCGGAACAUAACAUCGAAUGUGAGGCCCGGAGUUGCGAUACAGUGGAUGUUAUAUAUGAUCAGAAGCAAUGGGAGGAGUGUGUCAAUGCUGUAGAGAUGAUACGAAGGGGGUUCGUGGAACCUGGAGAUGAGAAGGGGGUUGGCAGAUAUACACUAUGGAGCGCCGAGGAAGCGAAAACGGCGUUCUUAGUAGGAGGUAUCGGUAUGGAUGGCGAGUCUGUGAAAGGUGCGGUGAGUUAUGAGGCAGGGAGUAUACAUGCUUCUAAGUUUGUGUAUGGGGUGCUCAAGCUAUGUUUAGGGGAUGGGAGCAUGAGGUUGUUUACGAACACGCCUGCCACCAAGAUCGAGAAAGCUGCCGAUAAUGCCUGCUGGGCUGUGCAUACCCCGAGAGGGAUUAUCAGAGCGAGGAGAGUUGUGCUAGCUACUAACGCCUAUACCAGUUUUCUAUGCGACAAAUUCCAUGGAUCUAUCGUACCACUAAGGGGUCAAGUCACUGCUCAGAGACCAGGGAGCAAUAUGCCCCCUUCUGGUCUGCAAAAUACUUACUCCUUUAUUUACAAUGGCGGGUACGAAUAUAUGACACCUCGCCCUGGCUCUAUCCCUGAUAUCAUCAUCGGCGGCGGCUUAGCCAAGUCCACCGAUCAAGGACUCGGCGAAUAUGGAACCACAGAUGAUUCAUCCUUAAACUCCUCUAUCAGCGUGUAUCUUGGUGGAGCUGCCAAAACUUACUUUGGUGAUGAGACUUGGGGCAAGGAUGAUGAGCAAGGGAGGGUGAAGCAAGAGUGGACGGGGAUUAUGGGGUAUACUCCUGAUGGGUUUCCGUUUGUGGGCGAGGUCCCCGAUAUAGAGGGUAUGUGGAUUGCGGCGGCGUUUCAGGGGCAUGGGAUGGUGUUGGCUUGGGAGUCUGCGAGGGCUCUGGUGGGGUUGAUGGGUAGAGAGGAUGUGAGUAACUGGUUUCCUAGCCCAUUCAUAGUCACAGAAGAGAGGAUUGGGAGGAGGUUCGAGGGACGAAGGAGUUAG